AUGAAUGAAUUACCUUUCAAGUUAGUCGGCAUGACGUAUGAUGAGUUGUUGCACGAGAUCGAAAAUUUGGACGCAGAUCCUAUACCUUCUGAUUCUGAAUCAAUUGUGGAUGUAUCUGAAGAUGAAUAUGAAAUUACAGAAAGAACCAAUGCUGAUUUGAAUAUAGCAGACACCGAUAGCGAUUCAGACGACGAACCACUUGCAGUUUUACAAGUACGGUUACGUGUACUAUCCAGUACCAGAGAUUGGUCAACCAGUACAUCACCAAAAAGCCCUGAAGAUUUUGUUGCCGAUUCUGGAAUCACAAAUAUAGUGAAGGAUUUAGAGUCACCCACACCUGGGAAAUUAUUUCAGCUGUUUUUUGACGAUGAUCUGUUAGAUUUAACUGUGUUUGAGACAAAUUUGUAUAGUCAGCAAACAUCUAUCAAACCCAAAACCACAAACCGCACGGAAAUCAAAACUUUUCUAGGUAUCAAUUUACUAAUGGGGCUGAAGAAAUCACCCAACUAUAGAGAUUACUGGAGUAGUUCCCCGGAAUUUCGCGACUCGUAUAUAAGCUCCUUGAUGCCUGUAAAAUGA
Molecule: messenger RNA, 579 nt
Organism: Acanthoscelides obtectus
Lineage: Eukaryota; Metazoa; Arthropoda; Insecta; Coleoptera; Chrysomelidae
Source: the annotation of a GenBank genome assembly